This is a messenger RNA of Aspergillus tanneri, 2652 nucleotides long. It is a transcript of the gene MNR2, whose product is annotated as CorA metal ion transporter. Gene Ontology annotation, molecular function: magnesium ion transmembrane transporter activity. Bases 1 to 2652 code for a protein of 883 amino acids. The transcript is spliced from 4 exons. Gene Ontology annotation, cellular component: plasma membrane. The record is from RefSeq and is a predicted model, not a curated record. Gene Ontology annotation, biological process: intracellular magnesium ion homeostasis; magnesium ion transmembrane transport. NCBI's taxonomy places the organism in Eukaryota, Fungi, Ascomycota, Eurotiomycetes, Eurotiales, Aspergillaceae.
AUGCUACGCUCUCCGUCUUCUUCACAUCAAAUUCCCUCGACCUCUGGGAGAUCCUCUCCAUCCAAUGGUCACUCUACGAGGUCACGGCCUUCAACUAUCCGUGGCUCAGCCAACUACGGGAAUGGGAAUCCGGAGAGGAAACAGGAUAUGGAAACGGAGCCCACUUUGAACCCGGCCAAACCCCCCAGGCGAAAGAAAAACCGUCAUCGGAAGCGUCGUAAUCGCCGACCGUCCUUUCUUGGUGUCGAAGAACCUCAUCCGGUGCCAGCUCCAACUUCAGUUCCCGAAGCGGAGGGUUUUGCUACGAUGGAACCGGAUCAGACAAAACCCCGGCCAGCGCUUCCGUUUUACAAACUCGGUAGAGAUUUGAGUAGCACAAGUCUUGAGAGUGAGGCUCUGCUGGAUCAUCGAGCCUGGGGCAACAGGGAUCAGCCUUCGAUGCGACCUCGCAGAGAGAGUCGACUGGCCCAGUCUUUUCGUCCUGGAUCUUUGUUGUCGUCCAUCCGCCCUAGCGAUACAGGCUCCCGUAUUCCUCCCUCAAGCACUCUUCGCCGAGCAGAAGACAGUGACGGCGUUGAGGGGGUCGAUGAUCGAACUCCAUUGAUAAGGCCUUCCUCGGGUUACAGGCCUAGUCAGUCCCGUUAUGGGACAGAGUCGAAAUCGAGUCCGUUGUCUCUUAGUCGGCGGCGGACAUCGGUGGAUACGAGUUCAUCCCGGUGCUCACCCCGGGCCAUUGCGAGUCCAUCAUUCCCGGAGCCGGAUCGUGACUAUGACAUCAAUAACCCCCCGUCAAUACCAACUACCCCGAAGCUGGGGCCAGAUAUGGGGUACGAUGAUGCGAUGGUGACAGGAACCGAGUUCGACUUCUCCCUAGCCAAAUCCAUUGAUCACCGGGGUCGAUCCCGUGACAUAGUCAUUGAUGUGGAUGAUACCGGUCGGAAUAGACCAUCUUCCCCGUCGUCUCUCUCGCCACGUCAGACUCCCCAUGAAGGACUGCGCCGUCGACGAACCCUUCCUGUUGAAGAAGACGUUUGCUUCCCUACCGAGGAAGUGUCAGAGUUGGCGGAGGAAGAUGUACCGAGGCUACAUCGGGGGGAUGAGCGUCGAAGGCGACGGCAGAGAGAAUGGCCGGAUCUAUCAGUUCUAGAGGAAUGGAGUCGCGAGGAGAAAGAGGAACGCACAGGUGACUUCAGAACAAAAAAAAUCAGCGAGCCUAUGCUUAUCGAGGGCCGUCUGCGCCCCCAGUACCGACUCUGGAAGCGCGAGGAGGACGAAGUUCCGUACCGUUUCACCUACUUUAACGAGGAGUUCCAGAGUACAAUACACGCCCAGACCAUCUCCGAGCUGGUGCAACCGGGAGGUAGCUUCCGAGAACUUUUCAUCCCCGACCCACCGGAACUGGAAGACUCUUCCGAUGAGGAAGAUAGAGAAUCCGACAAUCACGCUGGAGGAAGCACCACUGGAAAUAGUGGUGCUACUAAUAGCGAAGGAGACCGAGCAGCGGCCACCAAUGACAACAACCACGAGAAUUUGACCGAUCGUAAGCAGCGGCCUCGGCCAUCUGUCAUCAGCGAGGUCGUAUCGGAAGCUCGUACUUCGGCAGAUGCGUCUCCUUCGCGACGACUGCUGCCGCUUUCCAAACCAAAGCGCUAUGGUCCUCGGCCAACAUUUUGGCUUGAUGUUCUUUCUCCAACGGACGCAGAAAUGCGGGUGAUUGCCAAGGCGUUCGGGAUCCACGCUCUCACGGCUGAAGAUAUCAUGAUGCAGGAAGCGCGUGAAAAAGUUGAAUUGUUCCGGAACUAUUACUUUGUCAACUACCGCACGUUUGAACAGGAUGUUAACAGUGAGAAUUAUCUUCAGCCGGUGAAUAUGUACGUGGUUGUGUUCCGGGAUGGGAUCAUUUCUUUCCACUUCUCCCAGACACCCCACCCGGCGAAUGUACGGCGGCGGAUCCGACAGUUAAUGGAUUAUUUGAUUCUCAGCUCCGACUGGAUCUCAUAUGCUCUGAUUGACGAUAUCACCGACGUGUUUGGGCCGUUAAUUCAGUCCAUCGAAGACGAGGUCGAUGAGAUCGACGAGAUGAUCAUGAAGAUGCAUUCACCGGAGCACGGGGUUGAGGCCGGUAAUAAGGAAGCCACUAGCGAUAAUAGUUCGGAAACCAUUGCCCCCGGUGAAAUGCUGCGACGAGUAGGGGUGUGCCGGAAGAAAGUAAUGGGGAUGUAUCGGUUGCUGAGCAAUAAAGCAGAUGUUGUAAAGGGCUUUGCGAAGCGGUGCAACGAACAGUGGGAAGUCGCCCCUAAAUCGGAGAUUGGUCUCUACUUGGGUGAUAUCCAGGAUCACAUCAUGACGAUGACUAGCAGCUUGACCUACUACGAAACUCUUCUAUCACGCGCGCACUCUAACUACCUGGCACAGAUUAACAUUCUCAUGAAUGAGCGUCAGGAACAGACGGCGGAUGUGCUGGGGAAGUUGACGGUUCUUGGAACCAUUGUACUGCCGCUGAACAUCAUCUGCGGCAUGUGGGGGAUGAACGUCAAGGUUCCAGGCCAGGAAGUGGACAGUUUGUGGUGGUUUUGGUCCAUUACGGCCGGGUUGGUGCUUUUCGCCAUUGCGUCGGUUCUGAUUGCGAAACGAGUCUACAAGAUUGUAUAA